UUAGCUCCGUCCUCUCUCUCUCUCUCUCUCUCUCUCUCUCUCUCUCACAGCUACUCUCUGUGUAUGCUCACUCAAUCGCUCAUCUCUUCUUCCGUUUCUUCUUCAUCUUUCUGAUCUGCUAAUUGUACAGGCCAUACAAAAUUGGGUGACUACCGCUUGAAUUGUGAUGUCUGCGCCGCUGCUCGGCAUAGGCGAGGAAGAAGGUAAAACCAAUGCUACUUUGCUGGUUUCCUCAACUGCGGCUGAAAAUGGACUCCUCAAUGCCACAGAGUUAAAAGAACGCAACUAUAUGGGAUUAUCUGAUUCUUCUUCUGUGGACAGCUCAGUCCUGUCCUUCUCAGAUGAGACUAAAAGUAACCUAAACCUAAAAGCCACAGAGCUGAGGCUUGGCCUUCCAGGAUCUCAGUCUCCUGACCGGGACUCAGAUCUCUGCUUGAGAAGCUCAGCUCAGCUGAAUGAGAAACCCUUGUUUCCAUUGCGCCCAUUGACUGAUGAUCACCACUCUUCAACAAAGACUGCUGUUUUGGGCAGCAAGAGAGGGUUCUCAGAUGCCAUGAAUGGUUUCUCAGAGGCAAAAUUUCUUGCUGAUUCAGAGGCCAAUAAUGUACUGUCCCCCAGGCCUUCUCAUAACAUGGGAUUGAAAACUAGUGGUGUGCUUGAGAAUCUCGGGGCUCAAGCCAAAGCCAAAGAAGUAACACCAACAAAGGCAAAACUUGAGAGGCCUCAUUCUGUCAAGGAAACUAGAGCAAACCUCGAAGGUUCUGCCAAUAACAAUAGCAAUGCACCAGCUACCAAGGCCCAAGUUGUGGGUUGGCCUCCUAUAAGAUCAUUCAGGAAGAAUUCACUGGCUACUACUUCAAAGAAUACUGAAGAAGGAGAUGGAAAAGCAGGAUCUGGUGCGCUGUUCAUCAAAGUCAGUAUGGAUGGUGCUCCAUAUUUAAGGAAGGUAGAUUUGAAGAACUACUCCGCAUAUCCAGAACUUUCAUCUGCACUGGAGAAGAUGUUCAGCUGUUUUACCAUAGGUCAAUAUGGCUCUCAUGGAACUCUAGGCAGGGAGAUUUUAAAUGAAAGCAAGCUGAAGGAUCUGCUUCAUGGGUCUGAAUAUGUUCUAACCUAUGAGGACAAAGAGGGGGACUGGAUGCUUGUGGGUGAUGUUCCGUGGGAGAUGUUCAUUGAUACAUGCAGGAGGCUGAGGAUCAUGAAAAGUUCCGAUGCCAUUGGUCUUGGUUAGUAUUUCGUUCACAUCCAUCUAUGAUUUAAGCUG
Neltuma alba is the source of this 1264-nucleotide messenger RNA. Its product is annotated as auxin-responsive protein IAA8-like. Gene Ontology annotation, biological process: regulation of DNA-templated transcription. Lineage: Eukaryota; Viridiplantae; Streptophyta; Magnoliopsida; Fabales; Fabaceae. Bases 167 to 1231 code for a protein of 354 amino acids. Gene Ontology annotation, cellular component: nucleus. The record is from RefSeq and is a predicted model, not a curated record. The transcript is spliced from 6 exons.